AUGAAUAUGAUACACCUUCUCGCCCUUACCUUACUAUUUGUUUUCAUGGAAAUCAUGUUUACAAACAGUGUUUUGACAAGUUAUACACCGCGAUCUGCAACACCAAAUAGCAGCGAAAGAAUGGUUUUGAAGGAAACCCUAAUCGGAAAGCAACUGUCACUUCCUACAAAAGUGACACUUCCAGCAAGUUCUUCAAAAUAUAAUUCAAAAAAUAAGUUUUGCAGACAUAUGUCUGUAAAUAACUGUUUGGAGCCGCCGCCAUUGAUUAUUCGAAAGGAUAAAAUUUUGGAUAAAGUGUUGUCGAGUGAGAGAACCUUGGAUGAGAUAGAUGGAAAAAACGCAGAAGUGUUGAAGAAGGAAACUCUAGAUUUAAAGAAUUAUAAAAUUGAUAGAUUGCCAAAUAAUUAUCACCCACUUUUUCCAUAUGAUCUGAUAGAAAUAAGAACCAAGAAGAAUGAAAAAAUUUAA
Messenger RNA from Meloidogyne enterolobii, 468 nucleotides. Lineage: Eukaryota; Metazoa; Nematoda; Chromadorea; Rhabditida; Meloidogynidae. The record is from the annotation of a GenBank genome assembly.